Messenger RNA from Synchytrium microbalum, 1383 nucleotides. RefSeq lists its product as uncharacterized. Gene Ontology annotation, biological process: proton transmembrane transport. The coding region runs from base 1 to 1383 and encodes 460 amino acids. Gene Ontology annotation, molecular function: proton-transporting ATPase activity, rotational mechanism. The record is from RefSeq and is a predicted model, not a curated record. Gene Ontology annotation, cellular component: fungal-type vacuole membrane; vacuolar proton-transporting V-type ATPase, V1 domain. Lineage: Eukaryota; Fungi; Chytridiomycota; Chytridiomycetes; Synchytriales; Synchytriaceae. The transcript has 13 exons.
AUGAGUAGCAGUAGUAAUAGCAAUGGAGCCGCUGCAGCUGCUCAGCCCGAUGUCGACAUCACUGCGCCUGUCGUAGCCUCUCAUAACAGAUAUCUCGAAGACAAUACCAUUCAGAUACGCGCAAGGACAAUACCCUGGGAGGAAUGUAUCUGCUUAGGUUAUCAACGCGCUGCUCUCAUCACUGAAGAGGAAUUGGCUCAGAUUAGACAAUUCCAAAAAUCACCCUCUACUUAUCUAGCUGAAGCUCCAGACAAGUACAUUGCCCUUUUAUUCGGCCUAUUGAGCAAACUAGUGAGGAAUGACACCCUACAGAAUCUACUCGUCCUUAUCGACGAUGUCCUAGUCGAAAAAGAAGAACACGUCAUGGCAUUCUUUGCAUACGCUCAACGAAAGGGUGAUGCUACCCUCCCAUUCCACCCAUUCAUCAAAUUACUACGCAAAGACGACGAAUUCGUACAAUUAAAAGCUGCUAAAAUCAUCACAUACCUUGUAUUGAAUGCAGAUCCAUCAUAUCCAUUCGAUCCUUCAGAUUUAUUCGUAUGGAUGACUGCUCAGUUGCAGUCUACAAAUCCUGGUGUCGUCGAUAUCACAGUCCAAUUAUUACAAUCUAUACUAUCUCUCACUCAAUAUCGCUUGCCUUGCUACCAAACUCCAAACCUGGUUCAUGUAUUGGUGGAGAUUCUUAGAAAGGGAACGCCAAAUGCUCAAAUGCAAUAUCAGGUCAUCUAUUGCAUGUGGUCAUUGACCUAUAUUACCGAUAUUGCUCAAGACAUUCAAAGGAAACAUGAUGUGAUUCCCAUCUUGAUUGAAGUAGUCAAGAGUGCUAUAAAAGAGAAGGUGGUUCGUGUCAUUGUUGCCACCCUCAAGAACAUGUUGAGUAAAGCUAUGCAAGAGAACUUGGCAGCCAUGUUUGGAAACAAGGUGUUGAACACCUGUGAGAAUCUGCUUGCUAGGAAAUGGUCUGAUACAGAGAUAUCAGAAGAUUUGGAAUAUUUGAGAGAUGAAUUGAGCAAGGCUUUACAGAGCUUGAGCACAUUUGACGAAUACGCUUCGGAAGUGCAAUCAGGAAAAUUAGAAUGGUCUCCACCACACAUGUCGGAAAACUUUUGGAAGCAGAAUGCUGCUAAAUUGAAUGAACGAGAUUACGAAUUAUUGAGAAUCUUGUCACGACUCAUUGCUACAUCAACUGCCCCAUUAAUACUUGCAGUUGCUGCACAUGAUAUUGGACAGUAUGUCAAGUAUGCUCCAGAUGGAAAGAGAAUUGUUCAAGAAAUUGGCGCCAAGACCCAAAUUAUGGAACUCAUGACUAAUCCUGAUUCUGAUGUUCGAUAUCAAGCUUUGAUUGCUGUACAAAAGUUUAUGGUGAAUGCAUGGAACUUUUGA